Messenger RNA from Symbiodinium natans, 3603 nucleotides. Lineage: Eukaryota; Dinophyceae; Suessiales; Symbiodiniaceae. The record is from the annotation of a GenBank genome assembly.
AUGCCCGAAUCAGCUUCGAACGGGGAGGCCUUGGCAGCCGUACGCGAGGGAAUCGACAAGGAGGCGCCCGACUCCCUCAAGGCCAGCAUUUCUGCGCGACUCAAGCAGGAGUCAGGUGAUGGCGCGGAGCAGAUAGAUUGGGAUCGCUUCCUCUUCCUCUGCACACAGGAGUAUCGCAAAGCUCGAUGCAUCGCGUUGCAACGGAAGCAACGACCGAGCCAGGGGCUGCUCGCGAGCUUCUCCCAGCGGAUCUCCAACACCUGGGGCAUCAGCUUGCCGGAAGCCUUCAGCCACUUUGAUGUGGACGGCAGUGGGGUGGUCUCCUUCGAGAACUUUGCUCAAGUUGUGGCCGACGAGCUUGCCUACACUGGCGCCCCGAAAGAACUCUGGGACCUCCUGGAUGUUCAGGGCAAAGGAAGCUUGGAGGCCGAGGAGUGGGCCCAGCUCGAUGCAUCUUCUGACCAGGUGGAGGAAGGCGCGGAGACCGAGGAGUCCAGUCUUCCUCCUGGCUGGGAUACCGACCUUGGCCCAGAGGAGAGCCAGGCAAUCCUGAACGAAGCCCAGGAGGUGUCGGCGCGGCUCGCGAACUCCCUCGCCGAGCGUGGGGCCGGCCCAGCCGACCCCAAUGAGGUCUUUGGCUGGGCUCUUCGGGUGGUUCUGAAACGCCAUGGUCGACCUCUGCCUGACGCGCAGCGCUCUCCCUCCACGCCAGGCCUUGGCAGGGGCAUGGAGAAGCCGCGGGAUGCUUCCGCCUAUGCCAGCCUGGAGGAUCUGGGCCAGGCGUGGUCCGGGUUCCAUGCCGACCGGCCAGCGCAGACGGUGGAAGCCGUUGAAGGAGACGAGGAGCAGAAGGACCUGGAGGCCACUGUUCGGAAGCAGCUCUCCCAAGCUACCGAGGAGCUUGUUUGGGAGGCAAUUGCGCAGGCGACUGGUGGCGGCCAGGACGAGGAGCUGGCAAGCGUAGCCGAGGUGCUUCUCAACGACUUCCUGCUCGUCACCGAUGCUCUGAUGGAAGCUCUGGUCUCAGGAAGCAUCGAGAGCUGGCUGAUGACUCUUGGCGUGGAGACCCCGGGAACCGAGAGCCAGCAACAGCAGUUCCAGGCUCUGACAGAUGAGCUGCAGACAGUGCUUACCACUGAGGGCGCAGAGAAUAGCGAGGACUCCGUGGCCCACGUCUGCCGCCUCACCGUCGCCGCGCCAGAGCUCCAGGAGCUUUGCACGGCGCGGACGGCCGAGGUCUUGCAGGAGCAGGCUCCCCACCGGAUGCUGACUCCGAGCAGGCUGGAGGAUGUCGAGCCAACCGAGGAAGCCCCGGCCUCCAGAGUCGACUUCUCGGACGACGCCCCAGAGACUCCCAACUUCGCAGAGGUUGAGGAGAACCUAGUUCUGGAAAACGAAGCGCUCCCGGAGGCACAGCUGGAGGACACGGAGGGGGCGAUCCCAGAGGCGGAGGCAGAGGCUCUUCCUGAAGCUGAAGGGCCACCACUGCCAGAGCAAGCUGAGGAGGCACAAGAGCUGGGCGCCCUGGAGGCUGAUCCGGGCUCUUUGGAGGACUUGGAGGCGCACAGAUCAUCCUUCUGGGUCCACGGCUUUGUCCAUGACCAUUGGCUGACUGAUGCGCGGGCGUGGCUGCAGGAUGUGUGGGGUGGCCGUACCAGCUUCGUCUACCACGCGCGAGCCGUCGCGUGCGCGUUUUGUGGGCGGCGUUACUUCCCAGCAUCCCUGCGGCUCCAUGAGGAGAGGUGCGCUGCGCGCUGGAGCCAAAGCAGGUCACCGUCGGCGUGGCAUGAGUGGCCCGACACGUCCAGCAUGCCGCUCGGGGAGAGCCCCGGGCUGCGAUCCAUGAGCGCGCGGACGGAGACAGACGCCUCCACUUCCUACGUGCGCCCUACGGGCCCUGCAAGACUGGUCUGCGACUUCGGGGACUCGAUGACUUCCGGCUCGAAAACCGACGAGGAGGCAGAGUUGGAGCAGCAGGACGAGUUCGCCGAUGAGCCUUGCGAGCCUUGCGUGGCCAACAAGGCACCGAGGCCGCCAUCUCACUGCGACGAGUCCACAGACACGCCUGCAGACAUUGAUCUGGGUGCACACAGCACAACUCACAGCACCUCAUGCUCCGACACCUUGGCGUCGGACGACCUGCGAGCACCUCAAGUGCCUUGGCCCCAGAAGCUGCUUUUCGCCAAAAGCACAAGUGAUACAAGUGGGCCAGCGGAGACGGCAGAGAGCAUGACGGGCAUGACAAAGUGGAGGUUUCCCGACGCGAAGGCCACGAAGGUCAGCACGGAGAAGGUGUUGCAGCACCGCAGCGCGUCGCAGCCUUGUCGUGGACGUCCUGAAGCCCGAAGACCACAGGGGCGUCCUGAACCCAAGAAGGCUGCACCUGCAAAGCCUGCGGCAAAGCCCGCCGCCAAGUUGAAGGCAGCAAGGCCAGCACAGCCGAAGCCAGCGGAGCUCCGAUCGAGCAAAGCAAAGGUUCUCCAGGAUGCUGCGACGCAGACGGCCACAAAGCCGACAAAGCGCGAUGCUGCAUCACAGAGGCCGGGCAAGGCCUCUGCAAAGCCGACCCGGAAAUGCGGUUCAGCGAGCACAGGCGGUGGCACGGUUCCUCCCAAAACCGCUCGGCCCAAGACUCCUCGCAGCCGGGGUGUCGCUGGUGUCGGCGUUCGCAGCACAAGCGCAAAGCCAAGCGCGAAGCCAAGCGCAAAUGCAAAGCCAAGCACAAAGCCCACACGGUGCACGCGGCCAUGGAAGAUGAACCGCUCCUUCUCGGCACCCACCAUCUCCGCUACUCAGAAGUCCAAGGCCCCGAGGCGGUCUCGGUCUGCUGGGCCACAGCCACUCCAUCGGCGCUGCGAUCGCUGCGUGGCCUGUCUGAUGGCUGAGCUUCGCUCCGUGUGGCCCAUGGGGCCUCGAAGCAACAGCAGCGGCGGCUGCUGGUGCUGCGCACGAGCGAAGUCACCGAAGUCGAAGCCUAGACAAACAAGACCACCUUCCCGGAGCUGUAGUCGCUCCCGUCGCCACUCGGAGUGGAGAGAGCAGAAGGAGGCAGAGGAGGAGGAGGCGCAGGAGAAAGUGGAGGACAAGGCGGAGAUGGAGGAGGAGCAAAGUUUGGAGCAUCGCGAGUCAAGCGAGCCGAGCUCGUCUCAGGAGGCGGUCGCCCAGCUCAAGCAGGGCCAGGCAGCUUGCCUAGACGGAGCCGUGCAAACCGACAGCUGCCGCACAGUGUGCCCUUGGCGCCACGCUGAGCAGCGUCAUGCAGAAAAUUCAGAAUUUGCAGGGUUUCUUGUACAGCAGAUACCAGAGGUGGAAGGACUCUCCAUGUCUGGCGACAUGGACCGAAGCUUGCCAUGCAUCCCGCCAUCCUGGAUGUGUGUUCAGGAGAUCGUGGAGAUUGUGGGCAUUAGGCAGUUUGCCUUUGGUGGCAUCCUCCCAGAGAAGCAAUCGCUGACCCAAGCCGAGAGCACCAACUCCCAUCGACUGGUCGCCGCGCUGACACAGGUGCCGCAGCCAGUUGUGGAGGUGAAGGUCAAGCGCAAGCAAGAGCAAGCAAUGAGCCGACGGAGCCACCGAGACCCGGAGCAGCUCCGGGGUCUGAACUGA